Molecule: messenger RNA, 12139 nt
Organism: Meriones unguiculatus (Mongolian gerbil)
Lineage: Eukaryota; Metazoa; Chordata; Mammalia; Rodentia; Muridae
Gene: Itpr2
Product: inositol 1,4,5-trisphosphate receptor type 2
Exons: 57
Coding region: 293-8398 (2701 amino acids)
Biological process (GO): calcium ion transmembrane transport
Cellular component (GO): endoplasmic reticulum; membrane
Molecular function (GO): inositol 1,4,5-trisphosphate-gated calcium channel activity; inositol 1,4,5 trisphosphate binding
Source: RefSeq, a predicted model, not a curated record
CCACCUGGCGCGGAGUCCCCCGAGGGGACCCAGGGGCUGCGCUCGGCGCGGAGGGGACGCGGACGGAGCGCCGGCCGGGAGGAGGAGCGAAGGCGCGGGCAGAACUUCGCCGGGAACAGGAAGCCCGCGGCGCGGCAGGGGCGGCGGCGGCGCUCGGGGCCGGCGUCCCCGGGGUGGCUUCACUCGCCGCCGCGCGCCGGGGCCGAGCCGCCCGGACCCCGCGCUGCCUCGGCCCGCGCCGGCCCCGCGCGCCGUGGAGACGCCGGCCCCGGCCUCGGGGGCGCCGGCCGGCAUGUCCGACAAGAUGUCCAGCUUCCUCUACAUCGGGGACAUCGUGUCGCUGUACGCCGAGGGCUCGGUGAACGGCUUCAUCAGCACGCUGGGGCUUGUCGAUGACCGGUGCGUGGUACACCCAGAGGCCGGGGACCUCGCCAACCCACCCAAGAAGUUCAGAGACUGCCUGUUCAAGGUGUGCCCUAUGAGCCGCUACUCUGCCCAGAAGCAGUACUGGAAGGCCAAGCAGGCGAAGCAGGGGAGCCACACGGAGGCCGCCCUGCUGAAGAAGCUCCAGCACGCCGCCGAGCUGGAGCAGAGACAGAACGAGUCAGAGAACAGGAAGCUUCUGGGGGAGACCGUCAAGUACAGCAACGUGAUACAGCUGCUGCACAUAAAAAGCAACAAGUACCUGACCGUCAACAAGAGGCUGCCUGCGCUGCUGGAGAAGAACGCCAUGCGCGUGUCCCUGGACGCUGCGGGGAACGAGGGCUCCUGGUUCUACAUCCACCCCUUCUGGAAGCUGAGGAGCGAGGGCGACAACAUCGUCGUAGGAGAUAAAGUUGUUCUGAUGCCUGUAAAUGCUGGGCAGCCCCUGCAUGCCAGCAGCGUGGAGCUCCUGGACAACCCGGGCUGCAAAGAGGUGAACGCUGUUAAUUGUAACACUAGCUGGAAAAUCACUUUAUUCAUGAAAUUCAGCUCCUACCGAGAGGAUGUGCUGAAAGCCGGCGACGUUGUGAGACUGUUUCACGCGGAGCAGGAGAAAUUUCUGACCUGUGAUGACUACGAGAAGAAGCAGCACAUUUUCCUGCGGACGACCUUGCGCCAGUCGGCCACCUCCGCCACUAGCUCUAAAGCUCUCUGGGAAAUAGAGGUGGUUCACCACGAUCCUUGCCGUGGCGGUGCGGGGCAGUGGAACAGCCUGUUCAGGUUUAAACAUCUCGCAACUGGGAACUACUUAGCUGCAGAGCUUAAUCCUGACUAUCGAGAUGCUCAAAGUGAAGGAAAGACUGUGAGAGACGGGGAGCUUCCGGCCUCCAAGAAGAAGCGCCAGGCUGGGGAGAAGAUCAUGUACACCCUCGUCUCCCUUCCCCAUGGAAACGACAUCGCAUCCCUCUUUGAACUUGAUGCCACAACUCUUCAGAGAGCUGACUGCCUGGUUCCAAGGAACUCCUACGUGCGGCUGAGGCACCUGUGCACCAACACGUGGGUGACGAGCACCAGCAUCCCCAUAGACACGGAGGAAGAGAGGCCCGUCAUGCUGAAAAUUGGGACCUGCCAGACCAAGGAAGACAAAGAAGCCUUUGCCAUCGUGUGCGUCCCGCUGUCCGAGGUCCGAGACCUGGACUUCGCCAACGACGCCAACAAGGUGCUGGCCACCACAGUGAGGAAGCUGGAGAAUGGCAGCAUCACUCAGAAUGAGCGGAGAUUUGUGACUAAGUUGCUGGAAGACCUCAUCUUCUUUGUGGCGGAUGUCACUAACAACGGCCAGGACGUGCUGGACGUGGUGGUCACCAAGCCCAACCGGGAGCGGCAGAAGCUCAUGAGGGAACAAAACAUACUAGCACAGGUGUUCGGGAUCCUUAAAGCACCGUUCAAGGAGAAGGCGGGCGAGGGGUCGAUGCUGAGGCUGGAGGACCUGGGCGAUCAGAGAUACGCCCCCUACAAGUAUGUGCUGCGCCUGUGCUACCGCGUGCUGCGCCAUUCGCAGCAGGACUACAGGAAGAACCAGGAGUACAUCGCCAAGAACUUCUGCAUCAUGCAGUCGCAGAUCGGCUAUGACAUUUUGGCAGAGGACACAAUCACGGCCUUGCUACACAAUAACCGCAAACUCCUGGAGAAACACAUCACGGCGAAAGAAAUCGAGACCUUCGUCAGCCUGCUCCGGAGGAACCGGGAGCCCAGGUUUCUGGACUACUUGUCUGACCUCUGUGUGUCCAACAGCACUGCCAUCCCCGUCACUCAGGAACUCAUCUGCAAAUUCAUGCUGAGCCCUGGCAACGCAGACAUCCUCAUUCAGACAAAGCUGGUGUCCAUGCAAGUGGAAAACCCCAUGGAGAGCGCCAUCCUCCCUGACGACAUGGACGACGAGGAAGUUUGGCUCUACUGGAUUGACAGCAACAAGGAGCCCCACGGCAAAGCCAUCAGGCACCUCGCCCAGGAAGCCAGGGAGGGCGCCAAAGCCGACCUCGAGGUUCUGACCUACUACAGGUACCAGCUCAACCUCUUUGCAAGGAUGUGCUUGGACCGCCAGUAUCUGGCCAUCAACCAGAUUUCCACACAGCUGUCUGUAGACCUGAUCCUGCGGUGCAUGUCUGAUGAGAGCCUGCCCUUUGACCUCCGAGCAUCCUUCUGUCGGCUCAUGCUCCACAUGCAUGUUGACCGUGACCCCCAGGAGUCCGUGGUGCCUGUUCGCUACGCCCGGCUCUGGACGGAAAUCCCCACAAAGAUCACCAUUCAUGAGUAUGACUCCAUCACAGACUCUUCCAGAAAUGACAUGAAGACGAAGUUUGCCCUGACGAUGGAAUUUGUUGAGGAAUAUUUGAAAGAAGUUGUAAAUCAGCCAUUUCCUUUUGGGGACAAAGAGAAGAAUAAACUGACAUUUGAGGUGGUGCACCUGGCGAGGAACCUGACAUACUUUGGCUUCUAUAGUUUCAGCGAGUUGCUGCGGCUGACAAGAACCCUGCUGGCUAUCCUGGACAUCGUCCAGGCCCCCGUGUCUUCAUAUUUUGAAAGAUUAAGCAAGUUUCAAGAUGGAAGCAACAACGUCAUGAGGACCAUCCACGGAGUGGGAGAGAUGAUGACACAAAUGGUGCUCAGCCGGGGCUCCAUCUUCCCGGUGAGUGUGCCCGAUGCGCAGCCCAGCGUCCACCCCAGCAAGCAGGCGAGCCCUGGAGAGCAGGAGGACGUGACGGUGAUGGACACCAAGCUGAAGGUCAUCGAGAUUCUACAGUUCAUCCUGAGCGUCAGGCUGGACUACCGCAUCUCAUACAUGCUGUCCAUAUACAAGAAGGAGUUCGGGGAGAGCAGCGACAACGGUGACGCGGCUGCCGGCGGCUCCCCGGACACGCUGCUGCCGUCAGCCCUCGUUCCUGACAUCGACGAGAUCGCGGCCCAGGCAGAAACCAUGUUUGCUGGAAGAAAGGAGAAAGCGCCGGUGCAGCUGGACGACGAGGGGGGCCGGACGUUUCUGCGGGUGCUCAUCCACCUCGUCAUGCACGACUACCCCCCGCUGCUGUCUGGAGCCCUGCAGCUGCUCUUCAAGCACUUCAGCCAGAGGGCGGAGGUGCUGCAGGCCUUCAGGCAGGUGCAGUUACUGGUGUCAAACCAAGAUGUUGAUAACUACAAGCAAAUCAAGGCAGAUCUGGACCAGCUGCGGCUGACAGUGGAGAAAUCCGAGCUGUGGGUUGAGAAGAGCAGCAGCUACGAGAAUGGCGAGAUGGGGGAAGGUCAGGCCAAAGGAGGCGAAGAGACCAACGAGGACUCCAACCUCUUGAGUCCGGUGCAGGAUGGCAUGAAGACACCUCAGAUCGACAGCAACAAAGGGAACAACUACCGGAUCGUCAAGGAGAUCCUGAUCAGGCUGAGCAGGCUGUGUGUGCAGAACAAGAAGUGCCGCAGCCAGCACCAGCGCUUGCUGAAGAACAUGGGCGCCCACGCCGUGGUGCUGGACCUUCUGCAGAUCCCCUACGAAAAGAAUGAUGAGAAGAUGAACGAGGUGAUGGAGUUAGCCCACGCCUUCCUGCAGAACUUCUGCCGGGGGAACCCACAGAACCAAGCUCUCCUUCACAAGCAUCUCAAUUUGUUCCUGACUCCUGGACUCCUCGAAGCAGAGACCAUGCGGCACAUCUUCAUGAGCAACUACCUCCUGUGCAGCGAGCUCAGCGAGAGGGUGGUCCAGCACUUCGUGCGCUGCAUUGAGACGCACGGCCGCCACGUGGAGUACCUGCGCUUCCUGCAGACCAUCGUGAAGGCCGACGGCAAGUACGUGAAGAAGUGCCAGGAUAUGGUGAUGACCGAGUUGAUCAAUGGGGGUGAAGACGUGCUGGUGUUUUACAACGACAGAGCCUCGUUCCCCAUCCUCCUCAACAUGAUGUGCUCCGAGAGAGCCCGUGGGGAUGAGCGCGGGCCCCUGGCCUACCACAUCACCCUGGUGGAGCUGCUGGCCGCAUGCACGGAGGGGAAGAAUGUGUACACGGAGAUCAAGUGCAAUUCCCUGCUGCCCCUGGAGGACAUCGUGAGGGUGGUCACGCACGAGGACUGUAUCCCUGAGGUCAAAAUUGCAUAUGUGAACUUUGUCAACCACUGUUACGUCGACACCGAGGUGGAGAUGAAAGAGAUCUACACAAGUAACCACAUCUGGAGGCUGUUUGAGAACUUCCUGGUGGAUAUGGCAAGAGUGUGUAACACCACCACGGACCGGAAGCACGCCGACACCUUCCUGGAGAGGUGCGUGACCGAGGCCGUCAUGAGCAUCGUGAGCGGCUUCUUCAACUCGCCCUUUUCAGACAACAGCACCAGCCUGCAGACCCACCAGCCUGUCUUUAUCCAGCUGCUGCAGUCUGCCUUCAGAAUUUACAACUGCACCUGGCCCAGCCCGGCCCAGAAGGCCUCGGUGGAGUCCUGCAUCAGGGCCCUGGCGGAAGUGGCCAAAAAUCGUGGGAUUGCGAUCCCUGUGGACUUGGACAGCCAGGUGAACACCCUCUUCAUGAAGAACCAUUCAAGUACCGUGCAGAGAGCGGCCAUGGGCUGGAGGCUGUCUGCUCGCUCUGGACCUCGCUUCAAGGAAGCUCUCGGAGGGCCUGCCUGGGACUACAGAAACAUCAUUGAGAAGUUACAGGACGUCGUGGCCUCCCUGGAGCAGCAGUUCAGCCCCAUGAUGCAGGCUGAGUUCUCCGUGCUCGUGGACGUGCUGUACAGCCCGGAGCUGCUGUUCCCGGAGGGAAGCGAUGCCAGGAUAAGAUGUGGAGCCUUCAUGUCGAAGCUGAUUAAUCACACGAAGAAACUGAUGGAGAAGGAGGAGAAGCUGUGCAUUAAAAUCCUCCAGACGCUGCGGGAGAUGCUGGAGAAGAAGGACAGCUUCGUGGAGGAGGGUAGCACACUGCGGAGAAUCCUCCUGCAUCGGUACUUCAAAGGUGACCAUAGUAUUGGUGCGAGCGGACCUCUGUCGGGAGCCUACGCCAAGCCUUCGCAAGCAGGAGGAGGCUUCUCUGGACAGGACUCGGAUAAGACGGGGACUUCGGUGUCCGACAUCCAGUGUCUGCUGGACAAGGAAGGGGCGUCCGAGCUUGUCAUCGACGUCCUAGUGAGCACCAAGAACGACAGGAUUUUUUCCGAGGGCAUCUUGCUGGGCAUCGCCCUGCUGGAAGGAGGAAACACGCAGACUCAGUAUUCUUUCUACCAGCAGUUGCAUGAACAAAAAAAGUCAGAAAAAUUCUUCAAAGUCCUUUAUGAUCGGAUGAAAGCUGCUCAGAAAGAGAUCAGAUCCACGGUGACUGUCAACACCAUAGACUUAGGGAGCAAGAAGAGAGAUGAUGACAGUGACCUCAUGGCCUUGGGCCCUCGGAUGAGAGCGAGAGACCCAUCACUGCACUUGAAGGAGGGGAUGAGAGGGCAGCUAGCAGAGGCCUCGUCAGUGACGUCGAAGGCCUACUGUGUGUACCGAAGGGAGAUGGACCCCGAGGUAGACACGGUGUGCCCGGGCCAGGAAGCGGGAAGUGCGGAGGAGAAGUCUGCAGAGGAGGUCACCAUGAGCCCCGCCAUCACCAUCAUGCGGCCCAUCCUCAGGUUCCUGCAGCUGCUGUGUGAGAACCACAACCGGGAGCUUCAGAACUUCUUGAGGAAUCAGAACAACAAGACAAACUACAACCUGGUGUGUGAGACACUUCAGUUUCUGGACUGCAUCUGCGGCAGCACCACGGGCGGCCUGGGCCUGCUGGGGCUCUACAUCAACGAGAAGAACGUGGCUCUGGUCAACCAGACUCUGGAGAGCCUGACGGAGUACUGCCAGGGCCCGUGCCACGAGAACCAGACCUGCAUCGCCACCCACGAAUCGAACGGGAUUGACAUCAUCAUCGCCUUGAUCCUGAACGACAUCAACCCGCUGGGGAAGUACAGAAUGGACUUGGUGCUGCAGCUGAAGAACAACGCCUCCAAGCUCUUGCUGGCCAUUAUGGAGAGCAGACACGACAGCGAGAAUGCGGAGAGGAUCCUCUUCAACAUGAGACCCAGGGAGCUGGUGGAUGUGAUGAAGAAUGCCUAUAACCAAGGACUGGAAUGUGACCACGGGGACGAGGAGGGAGGGGAUGAUGGCGUUUCUCCAAAGGACGUUGGACACAACAUCUACAUUCUGGCCCACCAGCUGGCCCGCCACAAUAAGCUGCUGCAGCAGAUGCUCAAGCCCGGAUCCGACCCCGAGGACGGCGACGAAGCCCUGAAGUAUUACGCCAACCACACGGCGCAGAUCGAGAUUGUUCGGCACGACAGGACGAUGGAGCAGAUUGUGUUCCCCGUGCCCAACAUCUGCGAAUUCCUCACUCGGGAGUCCAAGUCCCGCGUGUUCAACACGACAGAGAGGGACGAGCAGGGCAGCAAGGUGAAUGACUUCUUCCAGCAAACAGAAGAUCUGUACAACGAAAUGAAGUGGCAGCGGAAGAUCAGAAACAACCCCGCUGUGUUCUGGUUCUCCAGACACAUCUCUGUCUGGGGCAGCAUCUCCUUCAACCUGGCUGUGUUCAUCAACCUCGCGGUGGCUCUCUUCUACCCGUUCGGGGAUGAUGGUGACGAAGGUACGCUGUCCCCGCUGUUCUCGGUCCUGCUUUGGAUAGCCCUGGCCGUCUGCACGUCAAUGCUGUUCUUCUUCUCCAAGCCCGUGGGCAUCCGGCCAUUUCUUGUGUCUGUCAUGCUCAGAUCCAUUUACACCAUUGGCCUGGGGCCGACGCUCAUACUUCUCGGUGCUGCCAAUCUGUGCAAUAAGAUUGUAUUCCUGGUGAGUUUUGUGGGAAACCGAGGCACGUUCACCCGAGGUUACCGAGCAGUCAUUCUGGAUAUGGCCUUUCUCUACCACGUGGCGUAUGUCCUGGUUUGCAUGCUCGGCCUCUUCAUCCACGAGUUCUUCUACAGCUUCCUGCUUUUUGACUUGGUGUACAGAGAAGAGACCCUGCUGAACGUCAUCAAGAGCGUCACACGGAACGGCCGCUCCAUCAUCCUGACGGCGGUCUUGGCUCUCAUCCUGGUCUACCUGUUCUCCAUCGUCGGCUUCCUUUUCCUAAAGGAUGACUUCACCAUGCAGGUGGACAGACUGAAGAGCAGAGCUCCACCCCCAGGCAAUCAUGGAGUCCCCACCAUGACCUUACCCUCCAUGAUGGGAACCUGCCAGAGGGAAAACUGCUCCCCCACAAUCCCCUCUUCAAACACAGCUGAUGAGGACGGCGAAGACAGCAUUGAGAGGGCGUGUGACACCCUGCUCAUGUGCAUUGUCACCGUGCUGAACCAGGGCCUCAGGAACGGCGGUGGCGUUGGGGAUGUGCUCAGACGGCCCUCGAAAGAUGAGCCCUUGUUUGCUGCGCGCGUGGUUUAUGACCUCCUCUUCUUCUUCAUCGUCAUCAUCAUUGUUCUCAACCUGAUCUUUGGCGUGAUCAUCGACACCUUUGCCGACCUCAGGAGUGAGAAACAGAAGAAGGAAGAAAUUCUCAAGACAACCUGCUUCAUCUGUGGCCUGGAGAGGGACAAGUUUGACAACAAGACAGUGUCCUUUGAGGAGCACAUCAAGUCAGAACACAACAUGUGGCAUUACUUGUAUUUCAUCGUCCUGGUGAAGGUGAAGGACCCAACAGAAUACACAGGACCUGAGAGCUACGUGGCUCAGAUGAUCAUGGAGAAGAACCUGGACUGGUUUCCCCGGAUGCGAGCCAUGUCACUUGUCAGCAAUGAAGGUGACAGUGAGCAAAACGAGAUCCGGAGCCUGCAGGAGAAGCUGGAGGCCACCAUGAGCCUGGUGAAGCAGCUCUCGGGGCAGCUGGCAGAGCUGAAGGAGCAGAUGACAGAACAAAGGAAGAACAAGCAGAGGCUGAGCUUCCUGGGAUCAAACACACCCCAUGCAAACCACCACAUGCCACCGCGCUGACGGCGUGGGCCGCCAGGACCGCCUCUCACCAGAUGCCUGCCUCCUCGCCACAGGAAGGAUGGAGACGGAGGGAGCGCACAGUGGCUAUUGUUGAAAAGCUAAAAAACAUCCAAGUGCCAAGAUGCUCCCAGAACAAUCUGUAACUGUGUUUUCACGCUUGAGAAGACGCAAGCUAAAAAAAAUUAAAAAGAACAGCUUAGGGCACAGACUGUGUGUGCAUCAGGAGGUCACCUGCCUGAGGGGCUGCAGAUCCCCCGCUCAAUCGAUAGGCUGUGGACCUGUCUCAAGCGCUGACUGCAGCCUCCGUCACGGCUGGCUGGAAUUUAUUUCUUUGAAUUGUGGCACACGGGUCAGUGAGACAGGAAGCCACACUUUGGUGGCUAAGUCUGACUAUGAAAAAAAAAAAUCUUAAAGAUUAAAAAGGAGAAUUGAAAAAGAGAUGUCAUUAAGCUUCCGAACCUCUGGUGUUACUGGACAGUUUCUUUAUGACAUGAAACAUGACAGGCUCAAGAGUGCUGCCUCGGAGUUCACACUGAAAAUGUAACUGUCAGGGUCACUGUCUCCAGGGCUGUGCAGGGCUGAAGGAAGCUUCAUAAGUGAGGAAUAUGCUUAAAGCCACACACAUGCUAAGAUCACGAAAGACCUGGAGAAGGAAGCUUGACCAUAAGACCCAGGAAAUAAUGUUUUGAGUGCAUAUGCUAUUAAAACAUACAGCUAUUAUAGAGCAAAACAAAACAACAUACAGCUAUUAAUAAGGGAAAACACUCAGGGGUGACAGCAUUGAGAACCUUACUCAGGUGGCCUGGCCUUCCAAGAGCAGGGGUAAAGCAGGUUGAUUUAUGUUCGUGGCGCUCCAGGGCUGAGUGUUUGCCUUCUCUGCAGCUGUGGUAGGGAAAUCUAAGAAAUGUGCCGAAUAUUCAAGAACACCAACGUUCAGGGCAUGCUUUAAGACUGUUGAGAGCAACAGCUUGCCGAAAUCUAGGCAGAUCCUAAUUCCUUCCCCAGAUUUGUUUGGAUGUUGAAUCAUGCAGCCAGAAUUGAUCAAGGGAGAAAACACCCUGGAUGGAUAGAUUCUCUUUGUCGCUCAUGCCUCAAAUAGUCUCCAUAAGUAAAGUAUGGAAACUGUUCUGUGGAGAGGGGCCACUAGCCACGACACUCCCUUCUGAACCAGGCUUUAUAGACAGUUGCUCUGUUGUCCAGAUUUUAAACCCUCAGCCACCAAGGGCCACGGGGGUUUGUCAGGACAAGUUUUAAAGCUUUAGGGCAUUUCGAUACAGUUUUGGCUAUUGGCUUAAAAAAAUAUCAAAUCCUGAUUCUGUGUAGACUGGCUAUAGGCAGGGAAGCUGAACCGGCCUCCUUAUUCUUCUUAGAGUAGAGCCGGGGACCCGGCGAGAUGCACUUUCUAACCACACUUCCUGGUCCUUGGCCCACGCUCACCAGCAUCACCAGAGACUAAGAUGUUCUCUGGGACAGGACAGCGCUUCUCUUAGCCUCAGGUAGAAGGGUGCUGCCAGUGGCCUUAGGUGUUCUGAGCUGAGACAGUGCUGCGCUGACCUUUGACCCUUAAUUCCUUGCUAAAACUUGAAAUUAACAUCACAAGUAAGAAUCAAUGGUCUUACCAAAUCAGACUGAGGCAGGCGCUUUUAAAACCCAUGGCCAUCCAUGCCAGGACAGUGUUUGAUGAAAGCACAGCACGCCCAACCAUCAGCCUUGGGGCCGCCAUGCAAGCGGCUCAAGCUUCCACACUGUACUUCCUCCUGUGGGAAAUAUCCAAAGGAUUUCACCUAAUGAGACUCUCACUAUGUCAAAAUUAAUUUUUUUCAGCUGCAUUUUUCUUUCUUUCCCUUCUACAAGAUUAAAUAUUAUGAAACAAAAUUUUUAAAAAAUCAAAUGAAACAAAAGGCACUUUUUAAGACACUGAAUCCAUAAAGAUGUUAAAAAUGAGGAAAUUUGCUGUCUGUUUGUGAGUUGAUAUUUGUUAUGUGUGUUUGUUAUGUAACUGGAUUAUUUGACUGGAGUUGGUUAGACUUGGUAUUCUCAUAUGUAUAUAGCUAUAUUAAAAACACAGUCACCUCUGACUUCUAUGCUAGAGAAUUUUUUUUAAUAUUUAGGUUAUUAAAAUCCAUAUUGGUUAAAAGUCACAGUUCCCACUGAAUAAUAUUUUUAAUUUACAGAUGGGUUUGUUCCCCUGUGUGUUCCAUUCUGUGGCUCAAGAGUUUAAUCAAAGGCAUUUUCUAAAUUAAAAUAAUCGUUUGAAAUUAGAGAUCUCACACUGUCUAGAGAUAUAAUAUCAACCAAUUGUGUGCAUGCAAAGACAGUAUUUCUGCCCUUUAGGAAGUUGGCUUGUUUUUCUGAAUCUGCCAUCUUCUUUUCUCUGUGGAUAAAGAUCAGUUUUUUGUAGACUGUUGAUAAUUGCAGGAAGCUAAUUCAUUUGACUCAGAGCUGAUACUGGACUGAUCCCCUUAUUUCCAGCUCACAGCUCAGACUUCUGGCUGCCUUCUGAAGGUUGUGGUUGUUUAAUUAUAAACUGUAAUGUGGUGUGACUUCAUCGCUGGGGCUGAGUGAGGAGGCUUAGCAGCUGGUGAAGAAGACUAAGCCAGGUCUCCACUUCCCAGGAUGCCUCUGUUGGGAGAGGAGGAGCAAGGCUCGCCUCCAGGGGCCCAGUAGAUCAGAGGAAGCAAAUCUUGCCUAACUGUGAUGACUUCUCACGCAGACAGCAUGCUGUAUGGAAGAGUAAACAAAAGAUGACAUAUUCCUGACAGCUGUUUUAAAAGCUGCAGUGCAAUGGUUAUUGCAGUCUUCUGGCCUGGAGAUCCCUUCCAAGCUACUGAGAUGAGACACAGUUAGGCCUGGAGGGAACAGGAGUCUGAAAUCCAGACCAGAUGCCUGAGGGAGCCAGGUGAAGAGCCAAGCUGUGAGCAGCUUGGAGGCUCCGGCCUGGGCAGGGCCUGGAGAGCUGUGGACGCCAUGUAAGCUCUCUCUUUUCAAAAACUGACAGCCAAUUCCAGAUUUCAGAAAGUGCACGGGCCACCUGAAGCCCCCUCCUUACUCAUCUGCUGCGCCUCUGAAAGAGCAACUGAUAAAACUCCCACCGAUGAAGACACGAGGCUAACAUCAAACAGAAGUGAAUGCACGCGCAGGCUGGGGAUUCGGAAAGCAACUCCAGGCCACCUCAGAACCGGAGUGUCCCCACUCCAGGCCACCUCAGAACCGGAGUGUCCCCACUCCAGGCCACACCUCAGAACCAGAGUGUCCCCACUCCAGGCCACCUCAGAACCGGAGUGUCCCCACUCCAGGCCACACCUCAGAACCGGAGUGUCCUAACUCCAGGCCACACCUCAGAACCGGAGUGCCCCACAGUCCUGAAGAGUCAAUGAGGUGUCUGCAAUGCUCGCCUCACCGAAUGGAGGCCUCAGAACCGGAGUGCCCCACAGUCCUGAAGAGUCAAUGAGGUGUCUGCAAUGCUCGCCUCACCGAAUGGAGGCCUCAGAACCGGAGUGCCCCACAGUCCUGAAGAGUCAAUGAGGUGUCUGCAAUGCUCGCCUCACCGAAUGGAGACCUCAGAACCGGAGUGUCCCACAGUCCUGAAUAGUCAGUGAGCUGUCUGCAAUGCUCGCCUCACCGAAUGGAUUCCCUUUCCUCCAGCAAUAGAGAACUGCUGUCUUUUAAAAGGUGAUUUUAACAUACUGUCAGGACUGGAUAACUUAUAAGUUAAUAUUAAUAAAAUGAGUUUGUAUCUUG